GACAGGUGUUAUGUGUUAAUUAUGGGGGAGUGCACUUUUGCAAUGCUAGUGCGUGGUGUCCUAUUCCUCUUUUGUUCCUUUGCUCCUGGUUAUACCUUCAGCAGCAAUGGGUCUGAGCUGUACGGGAAUCCAGAACUAAAAUGGAAGGCCGUGUCCAGAGCUCUCGUCGAGGAGAUGCCCAAGGUGAACCCCAGGGUCUAUUCACCACUCCCUCACUUCCUGCGGGUCUCAGCCGCUGACGACUACAAGUCCCUCCUUCACCCUGACCAUGUUGCCAGAGAGGUGCCGGAAGAGGUAAAGCGGAUUCUAAACCCGCAUCCAUCAAUGGGAGGAUUAGACCAUCUUCAAUCAGUCAGUCCUGCCCCUUCAGACCUUCUGCUGAAAGUCGUGUGCUAUAUGGACAGAAUCUAUGUGAGGGUCUCGCAGUCUCUGUUCACCAGAAAGCGGGCGUUCAGGAGCCUGAAGUUGGGAAGAUGUCGUGUGAACGCAAGGGAUAAUACAUUUUACUACUUCAUCUACCCGCUGAGGAGUCGUCGGUGUGACUUCACCAGGAAGCUACUGCCGGACUUCCUGUCGGUCACCACAACGCUUCGCUACGAUCCUCCGGAUGAAAUCCUGUGGGAGCUUCCAUUCACUGUCGACAUUCAGUGCAAAUUACACAGGUUCCACCACGUCUACUCCAGCGGCAUCGAUCCCCACCUGAGGGGCGGAACCAUCUCUAAAAGCCUGACCUUUGUCGCAGGAUCUCGCAGGCUCAUCGUUAAAGAUUCUUCAGGCCAUGAGCUGAUGGGCCCCCAGACCUACAACCUGAGAGACACCAUCUACUUCGAGGCCAGUCUCGUGGACGGCCUUGACCCAGAUCAGAGGCUGUAUGUGAACAAGUGCUACAUGACCGCCUCUGAAGACUCCAGUUCAAAUCCCCAAUACGUGGUGAUCGAUAAACUUGGCUGCAUGCUUGCUGGCAGGAUUACCUAUGCGAACCGGUUCCUGACUCCAAACUUGAAGAGCUCUGUGAACUUCGCAAUCAGUGCCAUGAUCUUCAAGGAGCUGCUAGGCUCAGUAAAACCAGCUGGCCAAGAAUUCAUGCUCUACAUGCACUGUGAGAUCGCUCGUGGGCCCGCGACUGCAACGACCACCAGGAAAUCCUGCAAUUAUGUACAUUCUUCACCCCGUUGGCGAGAGCUUUAUGACGGAGCUAGGGUUUGCCGCUGCUGUAGACGUCGGAGGUCCUGUGGGCCUGGGCCUGGGCCUGGUCCUGUAGCCAGAGGUGAGUUUAUUCAGUGUUUCACUGGUGCCAAUGUUCACCUGACUUUCGAUCAACAUUUGACUGUAGAAUAUGCAUGCCACUACAAAUGCUUUUUCUACUUCAGAUGAAGAUGCUUUCAUUCAUCCUAGACUAAACAAUAAUUUGCACUUUUCAGCUUCAAACACCUUAUCCACCAGCACUGCCCUGGUGGUCGAUACUCUUGCUCUGGAACCGACUUCCAAGCUCUGACUUCUUAAUACGCCUGUCUUUUAAUUUGGUUUCAAUAAAAUGAUUACCCUUGACAAUAA
Messenger RNA from Gadus macrocephalus (Pacific cod), 1554 nucleotides. RefSeq names its product zona pellucida glycoprotein 3c (gene zp3c). The record is from RefSeq and is a predicted model, not a curated record. Gene Ontology annotation, molecular function: acrosin binding. Bases 22 to 1374 code for a protein of 450 amino acids. Gene Ontology annotation, cellular component: extracellular matrix. The transcript is spliced from 7 exons. NCBI's taxonomy places the organism in Eukaryota, Metazoa, Chordata, Actinopteri, Gadiformes, Gadidae. Gene Ontology annotation, biological process: binding of sperm to zona pellucida; egg coat formation; positive regulation of acrosome reaction.